UUCAGUGCAACGCAUCAUGGUCUCGUCCUCUUCUAUUUCUCUGUGAUCAACACAGUAUGGCUCCAAGAAAGGGUCAAAAACAACAAGGUGGAGAACAGAACAUCUCUCUUGGUCCUCAGGCCAGUGAAGGUGAAGAUGUCUUCGCUGUUGCACACAUCUUCGCUUCGUUCAACGAUACUUUCGUGCACAUUACUGAUCUGUCUGGAAAAGAAACAGUUGUUAGAGUAACAGGAGGAAUGAAAGUUAAGGCUGAUCGUGAUGAGGCUUCCCCUUAUGCUGCAAUGUUGGCCGCGCAAGAUGUGGCUGCUAGGUGCAAAGAGAUUGGUAUUACUGCUCUGCACAUUAAGCUUAGGGCAACUGGAGGCAACAGAACAAAGACUCCUGGCCCCGGUGCCCAGUCUGCUCUGCGAGCUCUUGCUCGUUCCGGAAUGAAGAUCGGACGUAUUGAGGAUGUUACUCCAAUACCUUCAGACAGUACAAGGAGAAAGGGUGGUCGCCGUGGACGACGUCUGUAAAUUUGCGCCUGUGACAAGCGGUGAAAUAAAAAAUAACAACUCUAGAGACAA
Messenger RNA from Pocillopora damicornis (cauliflower coral), 566 nucleotides. RefSeq names its product small ribosomal subunit protein uS11. Gene Ontology annotation, cellular component: ribosome. Gene Ontology annotation, molecular function: structural constituent of ribosome. Gene Ontology annotation, biological process: translation. The record is from RefSeq and is a predicted model, not a curated record. Lineage: Eukaryota; Metazoa; Cnidaria; Anthozoa; Scleractinia; Pocilloporidae.